AUGUGUAAACACGUCCUUAACGCGCAAGUGUCUAUUCGAUCCCCUUGCUGCCGCAAGUGGUUCGAUUGUGCCGAAUGCCACCAGGAACAAGAGUCACAUCCAUUGAAGAAGUCCCAAGAGAUGGUCUUCGCGUGUAAAAAAUGCAGGAAGCCCUUCCGUAAGGACGCCGCCGAGUUCGAGGAGAGUGACGAGUACUGUCCACACUGCGAUAACCACUUUGUCCUCGAGGCCGUGACACCGAAAGCAACCCUACAGGUGGAAGGCGACGACGUGCGAAUGGACAAUCGUAUGCUCAAGGAUGACCGUGUUCGCGGCGAUCAAGAAAAGUCCAUCUUCAAUUUCAAAGACCUGUCUGAUCGCAUGGGCUAG
Penicillium taxi is the source of this 369-nucleotide messenger RNA. RefSeq names its product CHY zinc finger protein. Gene Ontology annotation, biological process: protein import into mitochondrial intermembrane space. The transcript has 6 exons. Bases 1 to 369 code for a protein of 122 amino acids. Gene Ontology annotation, cellular component: mitochondrial intermembrane space. Gene Ontology annotation, molecular function: zinc ion binding. The record is from RefSeq and is a predicted model, not a curated record. NCBI's taxonomy places the organism in Eukaryota, Fungi, Ascomycota, Eurotiomycetes, Eurotiales, Aspergillaceae.